AUGUCACAGUCAAUAUCGCUGAAGGGUUCAACAAGGACAGUUACGGAAUUUUUCGAAUAUAGUAUCAAUUCCAUUUUGUAUCAAAGAGGCGUAUAUCCAGCAGAGGAUUUUGUAACGGUAAAGAAGUACGAUUUAACACUACUAAAGACACACGAUGAUGAGCUGAAGGAUUACAUUCGGAAAAUUCUCUUGCAAGUCCACAGAUGGCUUCUAGGUGGCAAAUGCAAUCAGUUGGUAUUGUGCGUUGUGGACAAGGAUGAAGGUGAAGUAGUGGAAAGGUGGUCCUUUGACGUGCAACAUUUCCCAAGCAAUGACCAAGUUCAAGAGGAUAACGUGGAUCUGAGUACAACGCAGACACAAAUCAGAGCUUUGAUCAGGCAAAUCACCUCGAGCGUUACCUUUCUACCGGAGCUGACAAAAGAGGGUGGGUACACUUUUACAGUACUAGCGUACACAGAUGCGGAUGCUAAAGUUCCGUUAGAAUGGGCAGACUCCGACAGUAAAGAAAUACCUGAUGGUGAAAUAGUCCAGUUCAAAACCUUUUCCACAAACGAUCAUAAAGUUGGCGCACAGGUAAGCUAUAAGUACUAG
Messenger RNA from Saccharomyces eubayanus, 591 nucleotides. It is a transcript of the gene MAD2, whose product is annotated as spindle checkpoint protein MAD2. Lineage: Eukaryota; Fungi; Ascomycota; Saccharomycetes; Saccharomycetales; Saccharomycetaceae. Gene Ontology annotation, biological process: mitotic spindle assembly checkpoint signaling. The record is from RefSeq and is a predicted model, not a curated record. Gene Ontology annotation, cellular component: nucleoplasm; kinetochore; cytoplasm. The coding region runs from base 1 to 591 and encodes 196 amino acids. The transcript has a single exon.